AUGAAUCCAUUAAUCGCACGGUUGCAGCAAACUCAUUGUGUUUCGGUAAAUGACUAUCAAGAUAGCACUAGCAAAUCUGGUGCCCAAGAUCUGGUCGUCACACCACAGAUAACCGAGCACGUUCGUGGGAUCGCUCAGAAAGCUGGUGUUAUUCGCGCCGCAAGUCAAUUUGCUGACUAUUUAUCGCCGAGAGACGAGUCUGUGUCACCCUCAUCUCACUGUUUGAAUGAACGAGGUUGUCAGGUUUUAGAUACACUGACCAAACACUUGUCCAGCAAUGUGAUGAAAGACUGUCCAGCAAGUGAACUUGGUGAAUGA
Echinostoma caproni is the source of this 318-nucleotide messenger RNA. Lineage: Eukaryota; Metazoa; Platyhelminthes; Trematoda; Plagiorchiida; Echinostomatidae. The record is from the annotation of a GenBank genome assembly.